CUCUUCUCUCGCUCUUAAAUUUCUGCAACAUAAAAAGGCAACGCAAACGGAUUUUCAGGUGAAAUUAUGCUAGAUUGCGAGAAUCAUCCGCCAUUGAUUUUUUGAGAUUCACCCGUGGCGUGGUAAACUUGACCACGUAAAUAUAUAGUGUUCUAAUUGGGGUGAUUGAAAAAUGGCUAAUGGAGAAGUUAGAAAAGUCUCCCUACAUGAUAUACAUGUGGUUCAAAAUCUUAUCGAAAGAUGCCUUAAGCUUUAUAUGAGCCACAGGGAAGUUGUGCAUACACUGUACCACCAGGCAAAAAUCGAGCCUGGUUUUACUGAACUUGUGUGGCAAAAACUUGAAGCAGAAAAUCAGGAAUUUUUUAGGGCAUAUGAUAUGAAGCUGACUGUGAAAGAUCAAAUACUACAAUUCAAUCAAUUGCUUGAGAAACAGGUUGAGGUAAUGCAGCAGAUAACUCAUAACGGAUCUUCAUUGACUCCUCAAUCCAAUGGAUCGCAGACUCAGCAUUCAACACACAACAACUCAGCUUACAGAGACCCACAACCUCAUAUGCCAUCUAUAACGUCGGAAAACAUGCACCAUACAGACGGAUCUUACUCACUUCAACAACUUAUGCAAGUUGCAGCGAAUAUGCCGAGGCAUGAUGGAAGGAUGGAUUUUCAUCCCCCACUGCCGAUGGUUCAGAACUCAAACGCAGGAGCAGCAAUGCAAGGAUUCAACGAGAGGAAAAUCAAAACUGAAGGUGUCCAUGCAGGAAAUUCUGCAUCAAUGUUUAUUUCUGAAACUAACUAUGCAGAAUCACAAAAUGCAAUUAGAGAAACAUCAAUCACUCCAUUCAAUGGCGGAGAAUCCUGCUCACAAUCGUUCAACGAGUCCAUGAUGGAGACGGAGAUGAACUCAUUCGGUGUGGAAAAAAUUACUCAAAACAUUAAUUCAACAGGCUUGACAGCCAAUUCUUAUAAUAGUACGGAUGUAUUAGAGAACUAUUCUAGAUCCCCAUACGUGGGAACUAACAGGAUCUCCUUGGAUCCUUAUAUCAGGGCACAAGACCAAGACUAUACGAGGACAGAGACUAUGUCAGAGGACUCUACUUACAAAGGUUUUGGCACUAAUUGAGGAAAUUCUUACAUAAGGCACAUCUUACUCAUGCAGGACGCGAAGCAAAGAGCCCAAGGCCAACAUUGCAGAGAGAGUUAUGAUUGCAUAAUGGAGGACGUAUAUGUUUAUAUAAAUCUUUCAUUUCUAAAUAUUGGCCUUCUUGACUGAUAACAGUAGAUGUUUAAAAGUUGGAUUCCCCAAUCUUGUUUGUAUCGUAUUAUGGCUAAUUUUGUUAUCGUUAUUGCUUCAUAAAUAGAAAAUGCCCAAAAAAUGUAAACAAAAUAUGUUCUCUUUUUAGAACCUUUCAUUAGUGUUGACCAUAUUUCUUUUUGGAUGUUACA
Messenger RNA from Salvia hispanica, 1440 nucleotides. RefSeq lists its product as uncharacterized. The record is from RefSeq and is a predicted model, not a curated record. NCBI's taxonomy places the organism in Eukaryota, Viridiplantae, Streptophyta, Magnoliopsida, Lamiales, Lamiaceae.